Schistocerca cancellata (South American locust) is the source of this 2270-nucleotide messenger RNA. RefSeq names its product iron-sulfur protein NUBPL (gene Nubpl). Gene Ontology annotation, molecular function: 4 iron, 4 sulfur cluster binding; ATP binding; ATP-dependent FeS chaperone activity. The record is from RefSeq and is a predicted model, not a curated record. Bases 634 to 1821 code for a protein of 395 amino acids. The transcript is spliced from 8 exons. NCBI's taxonomy places the organism in Eukaryota, Metazoa, Arthropoda, Insecta, Orthoptera, Acrididae. Gene Ontology annotation, cellular component: mitochondrion. Gene Ontology annotation, biological process: iron-sulfur cluster assembly; mitochondrial respiratory chain complex I assembly.
GUUACGAGCUAGGCCGGUAUUACACCAUCAAUAGGUAUUAGGUAGUUGAGUUUAGGAGUCGGAGUUGUAAUUAUGUUGUUCGAUGACAUGGGACGUUGAUAGGUGCCAUUAGUUAUGUUAUACUGAAUGAAUUCAUGUACAAGUUAAGCGAAUUCAGAUAAUUUCUAUGAUUCUCUCAUUUCAUUGCACAAGAAGACCUGAUGUGAUCCGAGAGGGAUAAUAGCAUAUGAAUGUGAGGUAAAAUAUAUGAGCGAAGUUGUGGCCAUUGUUCUCCCGGUAAUAUUUACACUCUUUAACUGCAGGUGGAUGACUUUAUUCUGAGUUUAACAUGCUACAGCACAAUUCCGUGCCACCUCACAUUGUCCUGUAGGUUUUUUUUGCCUCAGUAAAUGCAGCUGUUGAGUAUUCGCUUGAACUCUGUAACACUGAGGAUUUCGCAGUUUUCCGGUUAUAUAAACGUGUCCAUUACUGGCUUGUCUGUUGAACACCAUUGAUGAAGAGCGUGCUGUGUAUGACACUCAGUAAAGAUUUGCUUAACGGUGAUUUCAACGCAACAUCUACAAUGCGGACCCCUGAAUGCUCUUGUAAAAGGGAAAAAGCACAAGGAGAUUGAGAGUACAAGAGCUGAGACUCAUGGAAGUGGACAUGGUGCGCAUGUUACUCUUAAGGAGGAGGCAAGAGCAUCGAAGGUGGACACGUCAGCUCAAUGGAAUGCGGCACCAUGCAAUAUGGCAACGUAACCUGAGGGACGAGAUGAAUCCAUUUGAAAUGCCCGAGAGCAACUUCAUGGCGAAAUACAGACUGAGUCGGGAGGUGGUCUGUAAUUUGGUUGAGGAACUGCGGCCGUACAUGAAAGGCCAUCAAAGAACUACAGCCAUUCCUCUGCACUUGAAGGUUUUGACAACUCUUCACUUCUUGGGACAUGGGUCUGUUCAAAAGGGGGUAGGGGCUGACAAUGUAGCUGCCAUGAGUCAGCCAAGCGUUUCAAGGUGCAUUGAUGAAGUUGUGAAGGCUCUUAAUGUGCCUGCAAUUCUGAGGGCUGGUGUCCCCUUUCCUGAUACACGAGAAGAUAGGUUUCAUAUUAUGCAAAGGAACUUCAGAUGCUCAUCCAUUCAUGGUGUCAUUGGGUAUGUGGAUGGAGCUCAUGUAAAUAUUGCAGCUCCUGAUGUUCACGAAGAGCAGUAUGUGAACAGGCAUGGCACACAUUCCCUGAAUGUUCAAGUGGCAUGUGACUCGGACAUGAUGAUCAUAAAUAUCUUGGCACGAUUCCCUGGGUCAUCGAGUGACUCCUUUGUGUGGGCCAGUUCUGCACUCAGAUCGAAAAUAGAAGAGUUAUAUAGAGGAGGAGAAGAAUGCUGGUUAUUAGGGGAUUCUGGAUACCCUAAUGAACCGUGGCUCCAUAUACCAGUAACUGAUCCUCUACCUAACAGCAGAGAAGCCAGUUUUAAUCAAGCCCACAUGAUAGCUAGAAGCAUUGUGAAGAAGACAAUAGGACACCUACGCAACAGAUUCAGGUGUUUAAAUAAACACAGAGUACUGGAGUACAACCCAGUGAAAGCAGGCUUCAUUACAAAUGCAUGUGCAGUUUUGCACAACAAAUGUGUGACUGUCCAUAUUCCUCUGCCUCAAUCUGAAGCAGAUCACAGUGACAGCAGCAGUGAUGAAGAUGAGCCACCACCAGUGGUGAAUGAAGGCCACGCAAGAGACAGAUUGCUGCAGGAGGCUCGAGUUGUCAGAGCGGGAAUUAUUGCCAGAUUACCCACACUUCCACCUGGUGGACCCUACAACCCUCGCAGGGCCCAUUCACAUUACCAAAGAUAGUAUUUGUCUCAAAUUUUCAGAAACAUGGAAUUUCUUUUAUUACAGUAGAAUCCCCAUGAAUUUCCUCCUGUGGUUAAUUUACUGUGUGAUAGAAAUGUUUGUUUUAUAUCUGUGCUGCAGUCUGUGUGAAAUUCGCAUCCCACAUAAACCGUUUCAGCACAGUAACCAAUUUACCUUUCAGUAAGCUUGUCCCCAGUUAAAGUAACAGACACUGUGAGGUAACAGACACUGUGAGGUAACCAUCUUUGAUUUUUAUGUAAUGAAAAUGAUGUUAACUCUGUAGAUAAGAAUUUAUUUCCUCAAUCAAGACAAAUUAUCUUUUAAAAGCAAGUCAGCAUGUUACAAUUUCCUCUGUAUUUUAGUGAAAGUAUUGUUUCAUGAGUACUGUAAUGAAAGUCUGAGUCAAAUUUGUACAAACAUGAUUUAAUAAAUUUGUAUAAAAGCAUGAA